Cornus florida is the source of this 2367-nucleotide messenger RNA. RefSeq lists its product as uncharacterized. Bases 1 to 2367 code for a protein of 788 amino acids. Lineage: Eukaryota; Viridiplantae; Streptophyta; Magnoliopsida; Cornales; Cornaceae. The transcript has a single exon. The record is from RefSeq and is a predicted model, not a curated record.
AUGUCGAUUUGCGUGGAUUACUACUAUCCAAUGUUGGAAAGGCACCUCCUGUCUUGCAGCAACUACAGUUAUAUAAGCGCAUCCUGCUGCUCCGUGAUGAUCAAGGAGAAGGAAGAGGAACAUCGAUUGGAAUCACCAAUGCCGUGGAUCGGCAUCUAUGCUGCAGCAGCAUCUCUAGUCUGCUCCCUUGCAAUGGUUGCUGACAUCUUCCACGGGUUUCGCCACAGAAAACUGUGGUUUCCAUGCAAAUUUUUCACUCUCAAUGCUGCUUCGUUGACAUUACUAGCUGUAUCAAUGAAGCUGCCAGUGGAUCUGAGUACCACUAUGCCAGGCGAGUUGGAUCAGCUGGCCAAACUUACCAGCACCACCCUGAUGUCUACAGUGAUAGGUAAUUUUAUGCCAUCCAUAGGAGCUAUGGAUGACACAGAAAUUUUCAUGAACAUAACAGCCUUGACUAUUCUCGUGAUCACUGUUUUUGUUAAUAUUUGCAUCCAAUUAAAUACUCAACUAAUAAAUCCUUCAUUCGAGAUAGAACACAUUGCAGCUAUAUCUUUCAUGCUUGUUUUGCUUGUACUGUUGAGUUUCUCAGCUUUGACGGUUUCCACCACUAAAAAGUGUCUGCAACUGAAGUAUGAUGAUAUACACAAAACAAUUUCGAGUGAAGAACCACAAGAAACCGAAAAGUUCACAAUUGAAAAAUUGAAAGUAAAUGUUGAAAAAUAUUGGAUGAUAGCAAAAUCUAGUAGCCCUCAGUUUGUUGUGGCUCGUUCAGUUACCUGUUAUGCUUCAGGGACAAUUUGUUUCUUGGCUGCAUUCACUUUGGCAGAAGCGCACCUCAGAAUAUUUAUUCGCGACGAUCACUACUAUAUUAAUCCAAGCAACGUUAGAUCAAAUUAUAGGUGGUCAGCCUUUGUCGUUCUUGUGAUUCAAUCUUUUGGUGUGGUAGGAGGUACAAUUGCCCCGACAUUUAGAUGGUUCACCGCCAUAAGCUUAAGGUGCAAAGAGGAAAGAGUGAAGAGCUACAAAACUGAGUUGAAAACAGAAAAUUAUUGGAUCGAAAGGCUACUAGAGUGGAAAGAGAGCCCUUUAGCUUUACGAGUCGGGAGCCAAAAAUUCAGAAAACUUGUUCACAACACAAAAAAUCUAAUUCUGGACUUCUGUAUAGCAGUCCAGGUUGUGAUUGUCUUGGCUAGCAAAUUAGUUGUGAUCGUCUUGGCUAGCAUAUUAUUUGUGCUUAUCUAUUUGAUCUUAAUAAGCCCAUUCAUGUUAUUUUGGAACUUGUACAACGAGUUUAUUGAGAAGAUCAUAUCUAAACAUACUGCCUCAACCAAUCACACGAGAUCAGAAUCAGGGCCUGGUACAGAGCUAGAUCUCAGUCCUUAUGUUUUGUAUCUCGAAGGUGAGGAGGAACUGCCUUUACAGAUUAUGAAGAACAAUAGGGAUGCUACCAAUCAUUUUAUCCAGGAGGGUAAAAAGCGGCAGCCAAAAUAUUUGAAAGAGCUUUUAGAUCAAUCUACAACGUUCACUGGGGUGACAAAGUUUGACAGUCACCAAGUUCCAUCUUUGGCUUCUGAAGAACCUUCCAAUUGUUGGUCUCUUCCUGUGGUUACUCUUACAAGUAUAGCCAUUGCACUUCCAAACAUUGAAAAACACAAGGCGAAGUGGUUGCUCAGAAGUGUGAGUGAAGGCCUCUUGUAUGCCAACCUUGUAGAGAAAUUCUUGAAUGCCAAAAGUGAUAUGGUAAGCAUCAGAAAUGCAGUAGACACGGUGUGGUUAGGAGUUGAUCUUUUUCACAGGUGGCUAGAUGAAGAUCUCCAGAAAAUCUCUCUUGAAGGAAACAACUCAACGGAGACUCUUGAGAAACUUGCUGACAUAGCUAAAAACAGUGUCAUCGAGUUCAAGGCAAACACGAAUGGAGAUCGGAAGGAGAACCCUCAAAAUUGGCCCAUCAAGGUUAUUGCUGCAAAUUCAAUGUACAGAAUUAGCCGAACCGUGCUAGAGAACCACCGAGGCAGCAAUGACCAGACUGAUGAGACACUGUUCGAGCAAUUAUGUAUUAUGAUUGCGGAUAUAUUGGGUGCUUGUCUCACCAACUUACCGCGUGUCAUAAUUAUGAAAUGUUUUUGCAGUGCCAUAGAAGAGAGGGAGAAGAGUGUCCAACAUGCUGCUCAACUUCUAGGUGAAACUGAAGAGAUUUUGAAAAUCCUUCAACAGCGCGAGCUUCCCAAUUUGAACCCUGAUAAAGUGGCUUAUAUUGAUGAGUGGCACGCAUUAAUCAAGCAAGAAAAUCCCCUGGCUUUCACUACUUUAAUCAAUGACGGAACAUCUUCUUCUGGCUCUGGUGAAUUGCAUAUAGCUAUUGAAUAG